UCUACUCCGUCCUCGUCUUUUCUCUGGGUGUUCUCAAUCCCUUCUCACUGCGUCUCUCUUGUCUAUUAUCCUUCAUUGCUCAUAUCCACCCGCCACUGCACCCUCCAAAAUGGGCUCCGAAACACCCUCCAACGCCCUCUGGACCACCCAGUCGGUCCUCGCAACCCUCCCCCACCCUCCCGAAGAGAACUCCGCGUCGCCAGUCCCCUUCUUCCACCUCCUCGAACGCCUGAAGACGACCAAGCGCGAAGGCUGGCGCCGAUUCGGCAUCAACGCGGGCGAGUCGAUCUCGGACCACAUGUACAGGAUGUCGAUCAUGACGAUGCUGGCGCCGCCGAGUCUGGCGGGACGGCUGAACCUGGCGCACUGCAUGAAGAUGGCGCUGGUGCACGAUAUGGCGGAGUCGCUGGUGGGCGACAUCACGCCGGUGGACAAGGUGGACAAGAAGGAGAAGGCGCGGCGCGAGGCCGACGUGAUGGACUACAUUGCCGGCAAGCUGCUGGGCGGCGUGCCCGGCGGGGCCAUGACCGGCCAGGACAUCCUGGGCGUGUUCCACGAGUACGAGGCCAACGAGACGCUAGAGGCGCAGUUCGUGCACGACGUCGACAAGAUGGAGCUGCUGCUGCAGAUGGUCGAGUACGAGCGCGCCAGCGGCGUCGACCUGACCGAGUUCUGCCAUGUGGCUGGCCGGAUCCAGCUGCCGGAGGUCAAGGAGUGGGCGGCGACAGUGAUGCAGGAGCGCGAGGCGUUCUGGAAGAAGAAGGCUGCGGCCAACGGGUCGGCGUGAUGGUGCAAUGACAUAUCCUCGGCGUUGCUUUCCGGCCCCAGAAGGGGUAUUGUACAUUGUGAUUGACGGGCGUUUCUUCUUCUGCUGUGCUUUGAUUUGAGUUAUGGACGGACACGGAUACGGACACGGGCCACGCAUAGAGAUGGAUUUCUAGCAUUGCAUAGACACUUCGGCG
This is a messenger RNA of Aspergillus homomorphus CBS 101889, 962 nucleotides long. Its product is annotated as HD domain-containing protein. The coding region runs from base 110 to 787 and encodes 225 amino acids. Lineage: Eukaryota; Fungi; Ascomycota; Eurotiomycetes; Eurotiales; Aspergillaceae. Gene Ontology annotation, cellular component: cytoplasm. The record is from RefSeq and is a predicted model, not a curated record. The transcript has 2 exons. Gene Ontology annotation, molecular function: 5'-deoxynucleotidase activity.